Molecule: messenger RNA, 573 nt
Organism: Spizellomyces punctatus DAOM BR117
Lineage: Eukaryota; Fungi; Chytridiomycota; Chytridiomycetes; Spizellomycetales; Spizellomycetaceae
Exons: 1
Coding region: 178-489 (103 amino acids)
Source: RefSeq, a predicted model, not a curated record
CGUUGGUGAGUCGUUCCGGGUGACAUCCUGUCAUAUCUAUCUUGUUCCUCUUCAGGUUCUUCUCCGACUCCCCAGCAGUUUUUAUAAAUAGAUGUACAGAGAUGGAAGUGCAAUAAUAACUUGGGAGAUGGAGAGUAAUCUCUCCACUCCAACGAAACGUGGGAAUGGGAAGCAUGUAUGUUCCCAACGAGAGAGUCCAGUGGACAAAACCCAUACUUCCCGCGAGGGAAAGCUCUUUCAACUGGAAGGCCGAUCUUAUUCAAAUGCCCUUUUCCAUACAUCCCACUCCAGCGGCACAAUCAACAAUUGCUUAAUCCCAAAAUCCAUGGCCGCCUCGCACUGUAUUUUCAACACAUAUUUGUAAAUACCACUAUAGCCUUGAGAUUGGUAGCAGACCCAGAGGUGGUUUGGAAAUUUGGUCGCGGCAUUAUUAACGUGUCUGUUAUGCAUCACUAUACCGGUGCAAUCGCUGCUGUUUAUUGGAGAUAGGGCAAUACGACCAACACUGCUGGUAUUUUUGUGAUUGGGACCGGUAAUGGCAAGACUCGCUACACAACCAGACAUUCGUUUGCU